AUGAUAACGAGAAGAAUGCGAAUACCGGUGAUAGCACUGCUCUGUUUGCUGCAGCUCAGUGAAACUUUAGCAAAUCCGAAUUCGGACGUCGAUGGGCGAUCGGCAGCCAUAGUAGCGACAGAGGACGAUCGAGAGCUAAAAGGAAACGCAGCCGGCUAUGAUUUCCUUUCCAUCGAUCAGCUGUUUAUGAACAACCCACAGUACGCUAAGCUACUAAGCGACCUGCAAUCGCACUCGUUCGGCCGCAAUUGGCGACGGAAGCGAGACACCGAAAGCGAGGAGACUCCCGUAGAUGCUUCCCUAGCCGAAGAGCAGACAAGGCAAACAAACAGUACUUCUUCGGUAACCGGUCUUCCGGAAAUAACCGAAGUAACAAAGCAGCCGACAGGAAAUAAACAGGUUGAAGAAGACCACGAUCAUGUCGAACUGGAAGGACGAACAACUUCCGCUAAGGUGAGCAGCAGUCCCUCGUCGACUACCUCAUCCAGUGCGUCGUUCGGAUUUUCCGGCUCCACGGAAGCCAUCCAUCCACGAACGGAAGAACCGACAACCAGUGCGGCACCGAUCCGUAGCAGUACGCCACGGCGUCUUCUGCACAAAGGAAGCAGCAACAAGAACAAAAACAAGAACACCGGUAAGCAUGGAAGUCAAAAAUUGGACAACGGAAGCAGCAGCAGCAGCAGCAUCAGCAGUUUGACCGCUGCCAAUGUCAACAAGUUCACGGUGUCCAAUACGCCUCCGUCGGUGGCUUCGGUUUCGUCGGCGUCCUCUCCGGGCACCGUUACCAAUGCGUAUUCGACCAAUGCCGCCAGCAGCAGCAGCAAUAUGGCAGCCGCCGCCGCAUCGGUAGCAGGCAACAUGACAUCGCCACCGGGAAGCAGCAGCAACAAAGAUAAGGUAGGCUCGUUAUGA
Messenger RNA from Sabethes cyaneus, 912 nucleotides. RefSeq lists its product as uncharacterized. The record is from RefSeq and is a predicted model, not a curated record. The transcript has a single exon. Bases 1 to 912 code for a protein of 303 amino acids. NCBI's taxonomy places the organism in Eukaryota, Metazoa, Arthropoda, Insecta, Diptera, Culicidae.